AUGAAAGAGAAAAUUAGAACACAGCUCUGUAAGCUCAUCGUCCGAACUGCCAAUUUAGAAAAGCUCGUUAUUUCAAGCAAUUAUUCUUUGCCGGAAUUCAUGACAUUACCUCUGGAAUUCAUGGCAUUACCGAAUGCAUCCGUUGCACUGGCUAACCUGAAAGAAGUGACGCUGCAAGCAAAAAUCUCAAUUUGCAACGAUUACAAUUAUCCCAUGAAUGUCAGUGAAUUGAUUCUUGGAGGCAAUAGCAUUCAUUGGUUGCCAAGUAAAUCCCGGAUCCAGUGCAACUUUAAAUUGUUGGAAAACAUCACGACCAAAACUUCUGCGGCAACUAUAUUCGAUUUCUCCGGAAUCAAUCAUGAAGUUGUGAUCCCAUUGAUAAAGAUUUCUGGAGUUUCCAAAUUCUUACUCUCAAAGAUUGCAACCAUGCAUUAUUCAGUUGCAUUACAGAUUACGCCACAAAUCUUUUAUGUUUGGAAGUCUAUCUUGACACUUCAACGAUUCCGUCAUUCCAUCAUUCCUUCAAGCGAUUACGAAACUUCAAAGCUUACAGCAGCUCUCAAUACAACGAACACCACCUGA
Ambispora gerdemannii is the source of this 582-nucleotide messenger RNA. The record is from the annotation of a GenBank genome assembly. Lineage: Eukaryota; Fungi; Glomeromycota; Glomeromycetes; Archaeosporales; Ambisporaceae.